Messenger RNA from Peronospora matthiolae, 249 nucleotides. The record is from the annotation of a GenBank genome assembly. Lineage: Eukaryota; Oomycota; Peronosporomycetes; Peronosporales; Peronosporaceae.
AUGAUGGCCGAACAGGGGUUCUCAUCAUCACCACUGUGGUUGAACUGGAUCCCACAUGGCCAAUUUGUGGUAGAGCAGGGGCUCCCACACGGGGUUACAGCGGUCGAGCAGGGGCUCCCGCUUCAAGCGUCGACGGACGAGUAUGAGUUACUCCCGUCACGCGAUUUUGACAUCCUGGAUGAGGACAUCCAGUGUCUAGAGGGGGGUGACGGAUUGUCAUUAGCUGCGGAUCGCCAGCUUCGACCAUGA